AUGUCUCCCCCCACCCAGAGCGAGGCUUUCAAGAAGGCCGUCGUCGACUCCAAGAAGCUCACCAGCAAGCCCAGCAGCGACGACCUGCUGGCCCUCUACGGUGCGAUCCCCCGCGGCUCCCCUCGCCCCCGACGCCCGCUGCCAUUGCUAACCGCGCCGUCUCGCCCAGGCCUCUACAAGGUGGCCAUCGGCGAGGACAUUUCCACGGCCGGCAAGGCGAAGAAGGGUGCGUGGCAAAAGAUUGUCGACGAGGGCAUCACCGCCGAGCAAGCCCAGGAGCGAUACGUCGCCCUCGUCGAGAAGAUGAAGGAGACGUACGGCUACGACGAGAACAAGGAGCCCGAGGCCGUCGGUGCCUAG
Messenger RNA from Drechmeria coniospora, 360 nucleotides. RefSeq names its product acyl CoA binding protein. Gene Ontology annotation, molecular function: fatty-acyl-CoA binding. The record is from RefSeq and is a predicted model, not a curated record. NCBI's taxonomy places the organism in Eukaryota, Fungi, Ascomycota, Sordariomycetes, Hypocreales, Ophiocordycipitaceae. The transcript is spliced from 2 exons. The coding region runs from base 1 to 360 and encodes 119 amino acids.